GGCGACAAUCAACCGCCAUUUCUCCAUAAUUACGAUUGCUGCACAAACACCACCCCAUUGAUUCCAACAAUUUGAAAUACGCAGCCGACCACAUUCAUUGCACAGCACUAUACUCGUCGUUUGCCAACACUGCACGCUCAAAACAGCUGAUGCUCAAAUUCUGAUACGUGCGUGUUUCAGAGUGCGAAUUACAUAAAUUUGGUACGAUUGACGUGAGUUCGCUAAGCAUUUAUCACAUAGCGAGUGUCCGGCUGAAAAUCAUCGUAGCAGCAGCACCUGUCACCAUGUACAAAUUGGCCGCCUUAGCGCGCGAGCGCGCCUGCUUCAUUACGUAUCAGUUAGCGAGUUAUAACCUGCAACAACAGCCGCAACGUUUAUAUAGCUCACCCGGACGUCGGCCCGGCUUUUUUUCACAAUUCAUUGACAAUGUGAGGAGUGAAAUGGAUAAGAACAAGGAGAUGAAAGAUAGCAUAAAAAAGUUUCGCGAAGAGGCACAAAAACUUGAGCAAUCGGAUGCUUUAAAGUCGGCGCGGCAGAAGUUCAACAUCGUUGAAUCGGAAGCGCAAAAGUCGUCUAACAUAUUGAAGGAGCAGUUGGGGGCCAUCAAGGAAAAAGUGGGUGAUGUUAUUGACGAUGCCUCCAAAUCGGACCUGGCCAAAAAGGUAUCUGAGGAGCUUUCCAAAACGGCAAAGGGCGUUAGUGAUACCAUAACGGACACUAGCGGUAAACUUGGCCAGUCUGGAGCUUUCCAAGCUAUCUCUGAUACAACGAAACUAAUUAAAAAAGAAAUGAAUGAAACGAGUAUAGAAAAUCGCGUAUAUUGCUCGCCGGUUAGGCUGCGAAAGCGUGUGCAAGUGGAUUUGUCCGAUAGCACGCGUGUUGUGGAGGCGAAUACCGAGGCAUUAGGAUUGGAGCUCCAUAAAGACUCCAAAUUCUACCAGUCUUGGGAGAAUUUUAAAAAUAACAACACUUAUGUGAACAAAGUUCUCGACUGGAAAGUGAAGUACGAUGAAUCGGAAAAUCCUGUGAUUAGAGCUUCCCGUUUGCUGACCGACAAGGUGUCCGAUGUAAUGGGCGGUCUAUUUUCUAAAACAGAGCUGUCCGAAACGAUGACUGAACUGGUCAAAAUCGAUCCCAACUUUGAUCAGAAGGAGUUUUUAUAUGACUGCGAAAAGGACAUUAUACCGAAUGUCUUAGAGGCCAUUGUGCGAGGCGAUCUGGAAAUCCUAAAGGACUGGUGCUUUGAAAGUACCUACAACAUAAUUGCCACGCCCAUAAUGCAAGCGAAAAAGUCUGGCCUGUAUCUGGACUCCAAGAUCCUGGACAUUGAGAACAUCGAGCUCGCCAUGGGAAAAGUCAUGGAGCAGGGGCCAGUGCUAAUAAUCACGUUCCAGGCGCAGCAGAUCAUGUGCGUACGCGACCAGAAGGCUCAAGUUGUCGAAGGCAAUCCCGACAAGGUGAUGCGCGUUCAUUACGUGUGGGUGCUUUGCCGCGAUCGCAACGAACUCAAUCCCAAGGCUGCCUGGCGGCUGAUGGAGCUAUCAGCCAAUAGCCAGGAGCAAUUUGUUUAAACGUGCUGCACACAAUUUACCUCUAAGCAGUUUAAGUUUCUCAUCAAUCCCAGACACUACACACCAACGACAGACACAUCUACAAACCCGUAGCAGUUGGUUUUAAAUGUGUGCAAAAGUUUCGCUCUUAUAUUACUUCGAUGGUUUUGUCAGCUGCUAGUCGCGUGCGUUUGUUAAGCGAGCCGGAGCUGCUGGUCAGUUUCCUAUUUUAUCUGUGAUGCAGUAGAUUACUGGCUCGACUGUGCAUCUAGCGCGUGGCUCUGGCGGACCACGGUCAUCGUCGGCUACGCUUCACCCUGACCGCCCAUUCAUGGCGUUAUAUAUGUUGUAUAUUUUAACCUAUCUUGUAAGCUGUAUAUGAACCUGUGAGCUUGGGUGCUCAGAGUGCGGCGUGGCCGGCGGCGCUCGGAGGCCGCAAGUGUUUGGCCCAAAUUUAAAUGAAGCUAAAAGUGCAAGCAAUUAGUAAUUCUUAAGUUAAAUUGUUGAGUAUAGGAGAUUUGUUACGUAUUUUAAGGCCAGUUUAAGCACCCGUUUGGCUUAGGCAUAAAUUCACUGUACCGAAUAGCUGAAACUAAAAAGCCACAUAUACAAAACCCACACAACAAUUUGUAAAACCAAAACGCUACACAAAUAACGUCUAGUAUAAAAUAAUAAAAUACCUUUACAUAAAAAA
Molecule: messenger RNA, 2244 nt
Organism: Drosophila novamexicana
Lineage: Eukaryota; Metazoa; Arthropoda; Insecta; Diptera; Drosophilidae
Product: mitochondrial import inner membrane translocase subunit TIM44
Exons: 4
Coding region: 285-1571 (428 amino acids)
Biological process (GO): protein import into mitochondrial matrix
Cellular component (GO): mitochondrial inner membrane
Molecular function (GO): protein-folding chaperone binding
Source: RefSeq, a predicted model, not a curated record